Exophiala xenobiotica is the source of this 855-nucleotide messenger RNA. RefSeq lists its product as uncharacterized. Bases 1 to 855 code for a protein of 284 amino acids. Lineage: Eukaryota; Fungi; Ascomycota; Eurotiomycetes; Chaetothyriales; Herpotrichiellaceae. The record is from RefSeq and is a predicted model, not a curated record. The transcript is spliced from 3 exons.
AUGGUCUCCUACAAAUCCUUCGUUGUCUUUGGACUCCUUGCCAUCAGUGACUUUGUCGCAGGACAUGGUUGCAUCAUUGCUGCAACUGGUGAUGCUGGCGGUAAUGGGACUGCUCUCGGUAUUGACUCGUCGACCCCGCGUGACGGGACUAGGAGACGCCCUUUCCAACAAGACACCACUCGGUUCGCUGGUGACCAGGCCGACACGUUUGGCGAGACGCUCGAAGGCGGUGAUAACGACCCCGAGGCUGGCACUACUGCAAUCCUGGCUGAGAGUGGUGGUGUACUCCCACAAAUUUCAGCCGGUGGUGAAGUACAGAUGACUCUUCAUCAAGUCAACGCUGAUGGUGCGGGUCCAUACACGUGCAUGAUUAACAACGAUGGGACUGGAACUACAUGGACUGAGAUGACAGUCACGCAGCAAGUGCCAGGCCGCCGUGGCCGAUCUCAAGCAGGCUCGGAGACCGACUUUCCACUUACAGCCCAAGUCCCAGCAGAUCAAAUCUGCACUGGUACUGUUGCUGGCCAGGAAAAUGUCUGCAUGGUUCGAUGCCAGAAUCCCGCCCUGGCCGGCCCAUUCGGGGGAGUCGUGCCGGUCCAGAUGCCUCAGUCUUCCGCCACUGAUGCUGCUGGAGCUGGAGCUGCAACAAACGGCACUGCAGCAGCUACCAACGCAACUAGCGGCAGUGCGUCGGAUAUCGCAGCUGCAAAUACUCAGACAGACAACAUCACUCCUGCUGAAAAAGCUGCCGAACUCCGUGAGGAUGCACAGAAGAAGCGCAAAAUCCGUCGAGCUUCCAGGAUUGAAAGUCGUACCGCUGCUGCCAUCGGUUAUAGACACGGCGUGAAAAGGUAG